AUGGACCCCGGGCCCGUAGCAGACCUAGGUUUGCGGAAUUUCCGCGGGGAUCUGAGGCUGCAGCGCAGUGGCGCCAGCAGCCUGCACUGCCCCAUGCUUUUGGUGGUCGGUCAGAACUCCCCCGACGAAGACGCCGUGGUGGAGUGUAUUGUCAAGCUCGACCCUACCCAAACUCCCUUCCUCAAGAUGGCAGACGGGGGCGGCCAACCCCAACUCACCCAGCCAUCCAAGCUGACGGAGGCCUUCAAGUACUUUGUGCAGGGGAUGGGCAACAUGGCCGCGUCCACCAUGACUCGCUUGUCCCGGUCCCGAACCGCUUCGGUCGCCAGUUCCGGCUCGGCCGAAGGCGAACGGGGCCGGAGCCGAACCCUGUCCCGCGGCAGCGUCGGGGGAGGACCCGGGAGCCCUUGAUCCGCCCCUUCCCCGGUAACGGAGGGACCGCCCGAACCGAACCCGGCGGCGCUUCGGCUCCUUCCGUCCCCCCCUCGGGUGUUUCCGUCCCCCCUCGGGUG
This is a messenger RNA of Colius striatus (speckled mousebird), 512 nucleotides long. RefSeq names its product protein NDRG2-like. The coding region runs from base 1 to 411 and encodes 136 amino acids. The transcript has 7 exons. NCBI's taxonomy places the organism in Eukaryota, Metazoa, Chordata, Aves, Coliiformes, Coliidae. Gene Ontology annotation, biological process: signal transduction. Gene Ontology annotation, cellular component: cytoplasm. The record is from RefSeq and is a predicted model, not a curated record.